Molecule: messenger RNA, 7780 nt
Organism: Misgurnus anguillicaudatus (oriental weatherfish)
Lineage: Eukaryota; Metazoa; Chordata; Actinopteri; Cypriniformes; Cobitidae
Source: RefSeq, a predicted model, not a curated record
AAUAAACCCUGAAAGACUCUCCUUCAAUCUGCUGUUCGUAACUAACACACACACAUACAAACACACACACACUCAGUCACUCACUCACUCACACACCGAGACUCAAUUACUGCCCAAUUCCCUUCUUCAUCAUCUCCUGCUACACCGGCCUCUUACAAAAGCAAAUCGCAAAAGGAAAACAAAGACGAACGUUACCGAAGUGAUACUUCGAAACCGAUCGAGACGGAAUUACAUCAAGUGUCAAAACUAAAGGUGGUCAAGCAGUGAUGUCACACAGUUGAGGACACUCCCACCCAAUAUGGAGUCUGGAGAAAGGCUGGCCUCGCCUUCCUCCGCCCCGCUCUCCGUUCACGCCACCACCUCUGCGUCCUCCUCUUCCUCAUCCUCCUCCUCAGCAGCCUCCAAUGCCAAGAGUAGCCUGAACCACGGAGCCACGGCCUCGAUCAGCACAUGCGGUCCUCUGUUUGGCCUGACGGGCAGUGACCAGCCCUUCAGCGUCAGCUCUGUGACUUCUUUGCCUAGCGCGUACCCGCUCAUGGCCCACCCGGCCUUUGGCCUGCUCUCCCCGGCGACGGCACGCCCAGAGUUUGGGGGUCUAGGAGGAUUGGGAAUGUCUGCAGCCCUUGCAGCUCACCCACAACUAGGAGCUUUCUCAGAAUGGUGGAGGGCAGCGGAGGCUCAUGGGCGGAGUACUCCAGCCUUCUUCCCGCCUUUUCUCGGCCUGCCCCACAUGUUCGCCCCACCCCUUCACAACCAUGAGGCAAACCCGUACACAUCCAAAACCCCCAACAAGAGCAGCCAGGCCUCCAAAGGUGUGAACGGAGCUGUGAAUGGCCGCUCUCGCUCUCCCUCUGCCGCUAAAGGAACCGUUUCGGCUGCAGCAUCCCCCUCCCCUGCGCUCCGGCCCCCAGAGCACAGCCGGACCCCCAACGCCAAAGCCCGCGACCGCAAGGCCAGUCACCAUAGCAACAGCACAGGGGAGCUUCAGGAGAAACCCACACAGAAAACUAAAGAGAAGAAGGCCCGUAAGAAACCGGCGGAGGGUUCUGCUGUAAGCGAGAGUGAAUCUGGAUCGUCGCUGGAUACGGACAGCGACGGGGUAAGCAGCAGCGAUAUCGAUGAUCUUGGAGAGUUUGAUGAUGAUGAUGAAGAUGAAGAUGACCAGAGUAAAGACAGCGAGGAAUCAGACUCCGAAAAGGAACGGAAAAAGAAAAUGAAAAUCGUGACGCCAAACUCUGGCUUCGGUAAGAAGGAAAAGAGCAGGCUAGCGGAGACCCAAGAUUUCCGUGGAGGCCUGCAACGUAGUGCACCUCUCGAACCCUCUCUUCCAGUGCACCUGCAUCGCUCUCCACCCAGCACUCCAGCACUGUCUCAGUCCUCUUUGCUCUCCAUGCCGGGCCACAAAGGCAAGGAAAGACCCCUUCACACCAGCGUCAUCCAAUCCACAGGCCUGGCGGCCGGCACCAAACCGUUGGCGUUGCUCGCACAGUCGUGUAGAGACGUGUCGCCUAAACGUUCCCCGCAGCACCUUACCUCCUCUCCCAAAACUGCCAAGCCCCUCCCUUCCUCCCAUCAGCCACUCCCUCUUUCUUUAUGCUCCUCCCCCAAACCUAUGUCAGUCCCCUCCCCUCCGAAACCCCUCCCUCUCUCCUCUUCCCCCAAGCCGCCCCCUCUCACCCCCUCCCUCAAGGCACAAUCUCAAGCUUCCUCCCGCAAGUCUCAAGCUCCAACAUUGGACGCUCUCACCAGCAGGAAGAUUCUGGAAAGUUCUUUGGCGCACGUCACAGACUACAGACUGAAACAGUCUUUCCUGUCCCAGGACCAGACAUUUCCUCUCCAGUUAAAGAAACAGCAGAGCCCAUAUAAGAUAAACAAGAGGACAGGGAUACUAACGUCCACCACCUCCUCUUCAUCACCUUCUUCCUCUGUGCUCCCUCAUAAGCACAGCUCUGAAGCGUCAAGUAGGACCAAACCCCCCGCAGCGCAAGGUGUGUCCUCCUCCCCUCUGCCUUUCCCUCACAACCUGCUGGGCCUCGGUCAGCCCAACGGCGUCAUCCAGAGCACCCAGGACGCGCCCCUGGCCCUAACCACCAAACCUCGCACAGAUCUGCCAGUCAACCUCAGCACGGGAGGCCGCAAGAGCCCCGCAAACGUCUCUCCGACUCCUAACCACACCACACGCGAGCCACGAAAGAGCAAGACGCCCAAAGCGUUAGAAGCAUGGAGGGGUCUAUCCCAGAAUCACCUGGUGCAGUCUCUGGUGGACCUUUUUCAGCACAGCGGUGCCGAGCAGGAGCUGCCCAGCAGCAAAGAGUCUGAUGAUUCUGCCGAGGAUGAAGACGAUGAGGAUGAUGAUGUCGAGGAUGAGGAAGAUGAUGAUGAUGAAGAGGAUUCUGAUGAUAGUCUCUCAGAAUCAGACAGUAAUUCAGACAGCGAGCUGAAUGGCUCUGAGGGUGGUAAAAAGAAGGACAAGGAUACAUCGAUGGAUACAGACGGAGAGAAGACCCCUCAAAAAGUCAGCAAGGGGUUUUCCCACCUCAACUCCUCCACCAAUCACAGCCUGUCUGACUGUCUGCCUCUCAACCUCCAAGUCAUUAAGCCCUCCAGUGUGGCCACGCCCACCAUUGUGAGCAGCUCCAGUGCCUUGACCUAUCACAGCUCUCCUUCCUCGUCAUACUCCGUUGGCACCUCUCCAGGCUCUGCCAAGCGAAAGCGAGUGAUGAAUGAAGAUGAUUUACGAAUUCCUCUGGAAAUGGGCUGGCAACGAGAGACCAGGUUCAAAACGGUGGGCGGUCGGUUACAGGGAGACGUCGCGUAUUACUCCCCAUGCGGCAAGCGACUACGGCAGUACCCGGAUGUCGUAAAGUAUCUGUCCAGAUACGGAAUAACUGACAUCACACGUGAUAAUUUUAGCUUCAGUGCAAAAAUAAGGGUUGGUGACUUCUAUGAAGCGAGAGAAGGACCCCAGGGCCUGCACUGGACUCUUCUGAAAGAAGAAGAGGUCAUUCCUCGUAUUCUAGCGAUGGAGGGGCGACGGGGUCGUCCCCCCAACACAGAGCGCCAGCCAAGGGGUGGCGGUGAGGUGUCGGGCAGCCGACGCCGAAAGGGCCGUCCCCCGAAUCUGGGCGAGAGCGAGUUCCCAAGCCCCUCAGAGGCCAAACUACUGCGCAAGCUUGAGGCUCAGGAAAUCGCCCGACAGGCCGCCCAGAUGAAGCUCAUGAGGAAGCUUGAAAAACAGGCACUCGCACGAGCAGCCAAAGAGGCCCGAAAACAGCAAGCCAUCAUGGCCGCUGAAGAAAGAAGGAAACAAAAGGAGCAGAUUAAGAUUAUCAAACAGCAGGAAAAGAUAAAGCGCAUUCAGCAAAUCCGUAUGGAGAAGGAACUCCGCGCGCAGCAGAUUCUCGAGGCAAAGCGGAGAAAAAGAGAAGAGGCUGCCAAUGCCAAAAUGUUGGAGGCGGAAAAGAGAAUAAAGGAGAAAGAAAUGAGACGUCAACAGGCUGUUAUUCUCAAGCACCAGGAGAUGGAGAGGCAUAGACUAGAUAUGGUAUGGGAGAGGGAGAGGAGAAGACAGCACGUUAUGCUAAUGAAAGCUGUGGAGGCACGGAAAAAAGCUGAGGAGCGCGAACGCCUCAGGCAAGAGAAGCGAGAUGAGAAACGUCUCAACAAGGAGAGGAAAAUGGAGCUCCGGAGGAUGGAGUUGGAGAUGAUCCGUGAGAUGAAGAAACCCAACGAGGACAUGUGUUUGACAGAUCACAAGCCCCUUCCUGAGAUUCCACGCAUCCAUGGCCUGGUGCUGCCCGGCAACGUGUUUGCAGAGUGCCUGAUGGUGGUGCAAUUCCUGCGGAGCUUUGGAAAGGUUUUGGGCAUGGAUGCCUCUGAGAUGCCUACUCUUGGUAUACUGCAGGAGGGGCUGCUCAACCUGGGCAACAGCAUGGGGCAAGUGCAAGACCUGCUAGUUCGGAUGCUCUCAUCUGCUGUGUCCGACCCAGGGUUGCCUCAGGGACACCGGGCUAAGUCCAUCUUAGGUGACCACUUGAGCAAUGUGGGUUUAAACCGGGACAACGUGUCUGAGGUUCUGCAGCAGUACAUGGAAGCGCACUGCGCUCAGACCGAGCUAGCUGAUCUUUCACUGAGCCUGAGGACCAAAUCCUUUCAGGCCCACACGCCUGCUCAGAAAGCCUCUAUCCUGGCCUUCCUGGUGAAUGAGCUUGCCUGCAGUAAAUGCGUGGUCAGUGAAAUCGACAAGAGCCUGGAGCACAUGAAUGUGCUGCGGAAAGAUGAGUGUAUCGUGGAGGGCAAACUGAAAAAACUGAAAACAAUCUACGCCAAGCGUACCGGAAAACGUGAAACAAUCACCGGAGGGGAGGAGCCUCAGGCCGCAGGCUCAACCAUUGGUCACAAGCGCAAAAGGAAGACCGGCGACAGUGAUGACGACGACGACGAAGACGAUGACAGUGAUGACGCAGGGGACGAAGAUGACGAGGAGGAGGAGGAGGAGACCAAAAGAGGAAAGAAGGUGGAGACGUGUGACGAGGAUGAGGGAGAUCCAGCCACCAGCAUUGAAGAGCUGGAGAAACAGAUUGAGAAGUUAUCAAAGCAGCAGAAUCUGAUUCGCCGGAAGCUCUUCGAGUCAUCUCACGCACUGAGGUCAAUGUCAUACGGACAGGAUAGAUACCGCCGCAGAUACUGGGUCCUUCCACAGUGUGGAGGGAUUUACAUAGAGGGGCUGGAAAGUGGAGGUCUGGAGGAGCUGGAGAAAGAGCGAGAACGGUCGAGGAACUUUCAAGGUGUGCAGGUCAAAGAAGAGCCCCAGGAGGAAGUACCUCAGCAUCAUCAUGUUCAGGAGAUACCAGUUCCUGUGAAGGAGGAGGUAAAACAGGAGGACAAGCCUGUGGAGGAAACGAAUAAAGAGAUGCUCCCCUCUCCACUAAAAGAACUUCAGGGAACAGAGGCUGUGGCCACACCCCCUCGGCUACCAGAGCCCCGCCCCUCACAUAGCCCUUCACGCCAGGAACUCACGCCUGUUGGGGUCAAGGGGCUAUGCCACACCCACAACGGUUGCUCUGCGACCGUCGCCACAGAAACAACAUCAGCAUCGUCUCCAGCUCACUCUCCAACUACCUCCAAGCUGACAGAAGCCAGCAGCCCAGACCACACAAUCCCGCCUCCUCUGCAGCUGGGCAUCGCUACGCAUGUCCUGCAGGCACAGCAGCUAGCACAGACUCAGCUCCUGCCCAAUGACCAGUUGCUCAGGGUGCUCAGUGAGCGCAGCGGGCACUGGUUCAGCCUGCUGCCGCGCUCGCCCUGCGACGAUACCUCCCUCACUCAGACCUCUGCACAUUCCCAGUCCAACAACAACCCCAAAACUCCUCCUCCUCCAUCUACCUCCUCUCCACACCAUCACCUGCUUCCUUUCUCCGCAUCCAUAAGCCCUCUGAACCCCUCACCCGCUGGGAUCAGUAACCUCAGCAUGCAGAUGAAGUCGGGUGGAUCUCUCAUGGGGUUAUCAAUGUGCAACUGGUCCAGUGGGAUCAUAAGCCCCAAUCUACCCCUUUGCAGCAGCCCCAUGUACCCCUCGGCAGAAGGCAGUGCCAGCCCCCUGAUGGCACCGAGCGUCUCGACCAGCAAAAGCGGCUCUCCCGUUCCCACAGGGGAGAAGCUUACAUCUGCUGCAUCUCCCAUGGCGCUAGACCUCCCCAGAAAUCACGAUCACCCCGAACCUCUGCCCAUACCGGAAGACAUGCUGCUGGGCUGGUGGAAGGUGACGGAUAUGGAGGAGCUGAAAACCCUUCUGAACGCUCUUCACAGCAGAGGCAUUCGAGAGCGAGCCUUGCAGAAACAGCUACAGAAAUCUAUGGAGCUCAUCGCACAAACCUGCAACAAGAACCGAGAGGUGGCAGUUAUGGAGGUCUCAGAGCUCGAAGAGGGCCAGGUUUCCGUGGAGACGCUGCAGGAGUGGUGUGUAGAGGAGCAAGCCAUGGAGACCGACAUCGCUCUGCUGCAACAGGUGGAGGAACUGGAGCGCAAGGUGACCUCCGCCAGCCUGCAGGUCAAGGGCUGGGCGUAUCCGGACCCGCAGUCUGAAAGAGAAGACCUGGUCUAUUACGAGCACAAGCCCCUCCCAAAGCCCCGCCCAGGGGCGGAGUCGCAGGAGGAGCGGAGCUCGGAGAAGGGCCUGAUCCGUCGCCUCGACAACCCGCUGGACAUCGCAGUGACGCGAUUGGCGGAUCUGGAGCGCCACAUCGAGAGAAGGUACCUGCGGAGCCCCUUAGGGACCACCAUCCAGAUCAAACUGGAUAAUGUGGGUACAGUCACUGUUCCCGCACCUGCUCCAUCCACUAGCGCUGGAGGGGAAGGGGGAGAUGAGGAGAUUGCUCCUGGGAUGAAGUUGUGGAGGAAGGCGCUGAGCGAGGUGCGCAGUUCCUCUCAGUUGGCCAUGUGUCUACAGCAGCUGCAGAAAUCUAUCGCCUGGGAAAGAUCUAUCAUGAAAGUGUACUGUCAGAUGUGCAGAAAAGGUGAUAAUGAAGACCUACUUCUGCUUUGUGAUGGUUGCGAUAAGGGAUGUCACACCUAUUGCCACAAACCCAAAAUCACCAACAUCCCUGAGGGAGACUGGUACUGCCCCGCCUGCAUCUCCAAGGCAAGUGGUCAGUCACCUAAAUCUAAGAAGCAACAGAAUCGAACAGCACCAGCCAGUGGAGGAAAGAAGGCGACUGAAGCCGCCAAGAAAAGCAAGAAGCAAACAGAAGCGACCGAAGAAGAGGCCGUCGUCGCCACCACCAGCAGCAGCAGCAACAACAACAACAACAGCACCCCAAAGAAAGCAGCCAGCACCUCCACCCAGACCAAGAAGAACACCUCCACCCCACCUGCACCCAAACCAGAAAGCCCCGCCUGCGUGAAGAGAGCCAAAACGGCAAGAGACAACAACCGAGAUCUGGGUCUCUGCAGGAUUCUCCUGGCUGAAUUAGAACGCCAUCAGGACGCCUGGCCUUUCCUCACGCCCGUCAACCUCAAAUCUGUCCCAGGGUACAAAAAAGUAAUUAAAAAGCCCAUGGACUUUUCCACCAUACGUGAAAAACUCGUCAGCAGCCAGUAUCAGAACUUGGAAACGUUCAUCAUCGACGUCAACCUGGUGUUCGACAACUGCGAAAAGUUCAACGAGGACAACUCGGACAUCGGCCGCGCCGGACACAACAUGAGAAAGUUCUUUGAAAAGAGGUGGACUGAGCUUCUGAAGCAGACCAACUGAGCUGCUCGGAGCCCGUGGUGUCGGACCACGACACGGGCUGUCAUUUCAACCCUGCGACCGGGGCUCAGAAGCACCUCCAGAACCAGAGGAUUCACGGCUCUUUCCGCAACCGAUCCCGCACCCAAAGAGACACAAGACGAGAGGGUGUCUUCGUGCAAUAGCUUAGCCUUUGAGAAAUCGCACUGAAAUUUCAUCCGCGUCAGAGCCGUAGGAGAAAAAUCCCUUUCCACUACUUGUAAAUAUCCUUUGGUUUUAUUUUUUUAUUUUUACGUUCUGGUUAAUAUUAUAGUGAAUGUAUUUAAUUUUUUAAAUGAUUAUUUAUGACGAAAUAAAAGAAAGGUCCACUCUUCGUUUUCUAUGAAAAGGAAGAAAUAGCAAAACUGCUUUAAAUCAAACGGAAUGUUUAUUUGUUUGUGUUUUUCCUCUCCAAAUAUGAAACAAAGCCAAGAAAAGAAAAGCAAACUGUUUACACUGUUCUGUGCCAUGUGGCAUCAGAGUAUUCAACCCUCUGAAAACAAACAAACAAAC